UGAUUUCUAAUACUUGACUGUCAAAAUUGUUUAAUAUUACAAGACUAGCGCUUAAAAUAUUUGUAAUUUCUACAAGUGAAUUAUUUAAAAAACAUAUUAAGAGAAAAUAGUAAAACUACCCAAUAUUAUGGAUGCUGAUAGCGAACUAACCGAAGGUGUCGGCGCACUGCGUAUGUCGUUGCGUGAACGACCACGCAAACAACAGUCAGACCGUCGUCUGCGCGAGCGUUCGGAAGAUCUCAAGUUCCUAGAAGAUUUUGAUCCGGAAAAAUCAAAUCGUGAGAAGCGCAAGUUGAAACGAAAGCUAACCAACCCACGUUCCUCUGUUUACGAUGAGUACGGUCAUAUGCGCCAUAAUGGCAUGGAUAUAUGCGACUGCCUGGACGAAAGGUGUCCUGGUUGUUGGUUUGAAUGCAAAAACUGUGGCUCCACACGCUGUGGCGUACAGUGUCGUGUGAAUAGAAAACAGUUUGUGGAUGAGAUUACAUUUGAUGGUAAAGAUGUGGUGAUAAAAAAUAAAUUUACACUUUAGCUUAUAAAAUUAAGGUUUUAAAAGAGAAUAGCAUGAUUUUCAUACGGAUUUCAUGUUACACAGUUUGUACAAGACUGUUUUUUUAAUUUUUUAUAUUGCGUUAAGUAUUUAAUUAAUUAUUCUGCGCACUAAUUUUAUUAAUAAUUGUAUUAUAUGAAUAUGUGUAUUUAUUUAUAGUGAAAGAUUUUAAAAUAAACUCAUACAU
This is a messenger RNA of Zeugodacus cucurbitae (melon fly), 737 nucleotides long. RefSeq names its product ARL14 effector protein. Gene Ontology annotation, cellular component: intracellular membrane-bounded organelle. The record is from RefSeq and is a predicted model, not a curated record. The transcript has a single exon. NCBI's taxonomy places the organism in Eukaryota, Metazoa, Arthropoda, Insecta, Diptera, Tephritidae. Bases 128 to 532 code for a protein of 134 amino acids.